This is a messenger RNA of Lathyrus oleraceus (garden pea), 3859 nucleotides long. RefSeq lists its product as uncharacterized. The coding region runs from base 269 to 3253 and encodes 994 amino acids. The transcript is spliced from 9 exons. NCBI's taxonomy places the organism in Eukaryota, Viridiplantae, Streptophyta, Magnoliopsida, Fabales, Fabaceae. The record is from RefSeq and is a predicted model, not a curated record. Gene Ontology annotation, molecular function: protein binding.
UCGAAAAAAGAAUAAGAAGAGCAUUAAGUAAAAGAAAAAGAGUGAGAGAGUGAGACACAAAAGUUCAACCUGAUCCGAACCUGAGGUCCGUGUCUAGAAACCGAGGCUCGGAGCUCACUGAGCCUCAGGGAAAAAAAGCCAAAGCAACCACACUCGAAAAAUAAUGGAACCCAAACCAAAGCUAGAGAGAGAAAGCCAAACAGGGUUUUAGAGAGAGAGAAAGAGAGAUUUUUAGAGAGAGGUUUUUAGAGAGAGAAAGCAACGACAGAUGGGUCAGAUCGUGAGGAGGAAGAAGAAGGGACGUCCUUCUAAAGCAGAUCUAGCUCGCCGUUCCGGUCAAUCUCCGGUGACUUCUCAAUCCGACUUGCGACGGAGCCGACGACGGCGAAAUGUAAGAUAUAAUAUAGACUACGAUGAUUACAUCGACGAGGAAGACGAGGAAGAAGAUGAAGAUGAGAGGAGGCGCGAGAAGAAGAAGCUGAAGCUUGUGGAGAAGCUCAACCAGGGUGUAGAUGAGGAAGAAGAUGAAGAUGAAGAGGACUCCGCGCCCAGUCGCGGUAGGCCGCGUGUGGCACACGCACGUUCGGUUCAGUCUGAGAAACGAAAGUUUGGAGGGAAGAAGGAUGAUGAUGAAGAAGAAUAUGAAGAAGAAAGGGAAGAGGAAGAAGAAGAAGUUGAAGAAGAGAAUGAGAAUGCAGAGGAACACGAAGAUGAAGAAGAAGGUGAAGCUGAAAGGGGUGAGGCAAAGGGCAUAAAAGUGGAAUCCAAAGGGCUCCACUCUGUUCCAGGAACCCCUUUGAAGGUUCUGUCUGUGAUUCCGUUGCCGGAUAAGAGGACCCUUGAAUUGAUCCUUGACAAGCUUCAGAAGAAGGACACAUACGGUGUGUAUGCAGAGCCAGUUGAUCCGGAAGAGCUUCCUGAUUAUCACGAUGUGAUUGAUAAUCCUAUGGACUUUGCCACCGUGAGGAAUAAGUUGGCAAAUGGAUCAUACACUACAUUGGAACAAUUUGAGAGUGAUGUAUUUUUGAUUUGCUCAAAUGCAAUGCAAUACAAUUCGUCCGACACGAUAUACCACAAACAGGCACGUUCAAUACAAGAACUAGCUAGAAAGAAGUUUGAGAAGUUAAGGAUCAACUUAGAACGCACUCAGAGUGAGCAGAAAUCUGAACAAAAAACAAGAUCCAAUUCCUUAGGUAAGAAUCUAGCAAAAAGGCCACUUGGUUAUGCUUCACAGGAACCCGUUGCCUCUGAUUUCUUCUCUGGUGCAACUCUUCCCACUACUGGAGAUGUACUGCCAAUUUCCCAUCCAAUGCAAGGUAUCCCUAGUGAAAGGCCUGGCAACAUUGAGGGCCUUGUUGCAGGGAAUACUUUCUUUAUCGAUGGAAAUCAAGAGAAAGCAGAAGACUUUAUGUCAGGGAAAGGUCUUCUCUCCAAGAUGGGAAGGAAAUCAUCUGUGCAAGAUUAUGAAAGGAAAUCAUAUGUACAAGAGUAUGAGCGCCGUGCUACUUAUAAUAUGUCUAAUCCAUCAGUUACUGGAUCUGAUUCAGUAUUUACGACAUUUGAGAGUGAAAUUAAGCAGUUAGUUACUGUUGGACUUCAGGCUGAAUAUUCCUAUGCCAGGAGUUUGGCUCGUUAUGCUGCAACUCUAGGACCUACUGCCUGGAAAAUAGCUUCUCAGAGGAUUCAACAGGCACUGCCAUCUGGCUGUAAAUUUGGUCGUGGUUGGGUUGGAGAGUAUGAACCACUCCCAACCCCAGUAUUAAUGCUUGAUAACCGUGUCCAGAAACAACAUAGUCUGUCAACAACGUUGCAGUCUACUUCUAAAUUAACAAAGGUUGGUAAAGAUGGUAAGAAUGUAGAAUCCACCUUGGAACAUCCUGUAAACGAACUGAUGUUUGAGGGAAAACAGCCUUCAAUUCGCCCUGGUAGUGUGCUAGCAUCAGAAGUAAAACCAUCUUUGUUUGGCUCUGCUGGAUUAAGACCGAAUACUUCUACCAAUCUCACUCAUCAGCAACCAAAUGUCCAAACCAGGAACAUUGGAAAGUCUGAGAAUAAAGGUUUGAAACAAGUGGAGUUGAACUCUUUACCCUCGAGUGAUCAGAACAAUGUCAGUUUAGUUGCAAAACUUAAAAGUAACGCACCUGCAGCUGUUUCUAAACCUAGAGAGAUGGUACCAAGUAACAUGAAUAUUUUAACAUCUAUGCCUUUCAAGCAGCCAGAUGCUAACGGGGUUGUUAGUGGAGAGUUACCUAAUGGAAACGUCAGGAAUCCUAGUUUCAAUAGACGGAUGACUGCUCCGUCAUCUGAAAGUACAUCAACUCAAACAGUCAGAUCGGCUCCCUUUGUUACCCAUGGGCAAGAGCAGAGUCUUAGCGACCCAGUUCAGAUGAUGAGGAUGUUAUCUGAAAAGGCUCAAAAGCAGCAAGCUUCUAGUUCAUCUAAUCAUCCGCCUACCGAAACUCCACCAGUUCAGAUGAUGCGGAUGUUAUCCGAGAAGGCUCAAAAGCAGCAGGCUUCUAGUUCAUAUAAUCACCCCCCUACCGAAACCCCACCAGUUUGGAUGAUGCGGAUGUUAUCCGAGAAUGCUCAAAAGCCGCAGGCUUCUAGUUCAUCUAAUCACCCCCCUACUGAAACUCCACCAGUUCAGAUGAUGAGGAUGUUAUCCGAGAAUGCUCAAAAGCCGCAGGCUUCUAGUUCAUCUAAUCAUUCCCCUACCGAAACUCCACCAAUAACUCCAAAUCCACCGGGACGAAGAGAAGACUUGAGCAAUGCUUCAGCAGCAGCUGCCCGUGCAUGGAUGUCUGUAGGAGCUGCAGGGUUUAAACAAGGACCUGAAAAUUCUAGUUCACCCAAAAGUCAGAUUUCUGCAGAGUCAUUGUACAACCCGGCCCGUGAGUACCAGCAGCAUCUUUCACGAAGUAGAGGCGAGUUUCCUUCUGGCGGAAUGCCUUUCCAGUCAGAGAAGAACUGUUUUCCAUUUCAGGCACUUGUACCUCAACAUCACGCAAUUGGUGUUUCACAGUUUUCAAACCGACCUAUGGUUUUCCCUCAACAAGUAGCAGCUUCUGACCUAUCAAGAUUUCAAAUGCAGCCGCCUUGGCAAGCUGUCAGGCCUCAUAGUCAACCAAGACAGAAACAGGAAUCGCUUCCUCCCGACUUGAAUAUUGGUUUCCAGUCACCUGGGUCCCCUGCAAAACAAUCUUCUGGUGUGCAGGUUGACUCACAGCAACCAGACCUUGCUUUGCAGCUAUGACACGGCAUUCCAAUUCCGUUGUGCAUGUUUCUGCAAGAAUUUGACUGAUUGAAUUUCUGCUCCUGUCAUUGGAUGUUGAUUUCGAUUCAUAAAGCUGAGGAAAAGGUUACUGCUUGUUACUUUCGGAAGGGAUGAAAUGGAUACCAUGCGCUGGAGAAGAUUGUUAUCCCCUGGAUGCUAAUGUUGGGGAUCUUAAGUAGGAUUUGACACAAGGUAAAUAGACUGAGUUUCCUUUUGUUCAAAGACUUGGGUGUGAGAAAAUAGAUCUGCGACCUUUCCAUAUUUUCCCGACGAGUAUUACUGAGAUGAUGCAGCCUGUAUUUGUACUAUCCUGGAGUUGAAAACCAAAAUAUCAUCGUGUCAAUUGAUUACGAUGAAGUGUUGCUUGUAUUCUUCAUUAGGUGGCGAAAUAUCCUGUUGAUGCCUUGUACAUUCAAUACAAAUGGGUGAAACCAGUUGCCUAGAUUUUCAUUUCAUUAGAAGAUUACUUGUUUUUCUGAUUGGUGGAGAAGGCAUCGGCGGCAUUAUAGUCCUUAAUGCUGUUACUAUUAUUAUUCUGUACAUGAAAUGUUUACUUGUCAUGAAUGCAAGAGCACAUUUGUUUUU